GGCGUUCAUACAAGGAUCACACCUAUACGAUCUGCCUUGACCAUGGUGAAUCAGCUAAAGCUAGUUGUGGUUGGAGAUGGAGGAGUUGGUAAGAGCUGUUUGCUAAUUGCAAGCACCACUGGGAACUUCCCACACGCGUAUGUCCCUACCGUAUUUGGAAGUUGGGUCACGGAUAUCCAUCUGAACGGACAGGAGUACCAUAUGACCGCGUGGGAUACCGCUGGCCAGGGUAAACUGUUACAGUAUCCUGGUAUGUUUCGUCUACAGGAAGACUAUGACCGACUGAGGCCACUGUCCUAUCCCGGUAGUGACGUCAUUUUCCUUUGCUUCGCCGUAGAUAACAGAGACUCUUUCGUGAACAUUACAGAAAAAUGGAUCCCUGAGCUUCAACACCACAGUCCAAAUGUUCCUAAAAUGCUCGUGGCCUGUAAAACAGAUCUGCGACAUACCGGUUCCGGAAAUUACGUAACGUAUGAGGAAGGGUCAAAAGUCGCCAAAGACUUGGGAUUACGAUAUCAGGAACUCAGUGCUUUGACUCGAGUUGGGAUGACGACGUGUUUUAAUACAGCGAUCAAAGAAGCCACUAAAGGUUUGACAGCACGCCGGAGAAAGAAGGAACGAUUACAGUUUUUCAGAAGAAUACAAAGAGAAAUACCUAACCCACCAAGCAUGCCGCUCGCAGAAAAAGCUCCCCGGGUUGAGGUUGAACCGUCCCGGUUCGUUGACGACUGGCAAAGGAUGCUGGAGAAACCUACAUACUCUGACGUGACAUUUGUACUAGAGGGAGGACAGAGACUAGACGCUCACAAACUCGUACUGUGUUCUGCCUCCUCAUUCUUCUGUCAGGUUUUUGGGGUGACACAGAAAAACAAAACGGGAAAGAUCGAGCAUUUGGAACCAUUCUCACUGGACGAUAUGAAUUCCGGACUUAUUAAGGGCAUUACUUCUGCAUUUGACGAGGGAAAGGUCAUCCGUGAAAAAGGUCAACGUCGUCACCGCAUAACGAUUAAAUUGGCCCCUGAUAUAAAACAUUCGACGUUUACUAGCUUGCUUGAGUUUCUCUAUACAGGGAUUCCAAAUCUACCAGAGGACCACAGCUGCGUCAGUCUUGACCAGGUCUAUGAGAUCGUAAGAGUGUCAAAGAUAUUCAAAAUGACAAGAUUAAAUGAGAUCUGCCAGAAUUACAUCAUGGAACAUGACUUUUUGAAUCCAAGUAUUGGAACAUUUCUCAAUGCUGAAACUGGACAGAAGAUGAAGGAACUCUUUUUCAACAAUCCAAUGCAUGCUGAUGUUGCUUUUAAAGUUCAAGGUCACACGAUCUACGCCCAUAAAGUCGUCCUGUGUGCACGAUGUCGCGCUAUGACGACUAUGUUCGGAUAUCAGUUUCGAGAAGGAACAGAGGAAAUGAUGGAGGUCGGUAUCCCUGCCACAUCCGCGAAAUGCUUCCUAGCCCUGCUGGAAUACAUUUACACCGAUCAAUCGCCUAUGGAAGAGGCCCAAGUCACAAGUCUCAUUGUUCUAGCGGAUAGGUUCAAUCAGAAGAGGCUAAUUAAUAUGUGUGAACUGUAUGCUACAAAGGAAGUCGAGAGGAGUGUUACCAAGCAAAUAGAACACUCUGAAAUUGACGCAAUAGGACUUUUAUUAGCAGCUCAGAUGAGCAAUGCCCACCAGUUGGCAACAUGGUGCUUACACUUCAUAUCCAGUAACUAUAUAGCGUUCAAACAAAGACCCGACUUUAAACAAAUCAAGGGAGAUAACUUAGAAAUAGUGACGAAGAAACAGUGGCCGCCUUUAUCUUAUCUUGAGGAAGUUGCAGAGUACAAAAUGAAGUGGACAAGAAAUGGAAUCGAAUGUUCAUUGAUGUGAAUAAUUUACAAUUGAUCACGUUAUGUAUAAAUGGGAUUGUCAUUUAUUUAUGAUUUGUGCAGUUGUAUUUAAAGUCGUGAAUAUAUAUGACAACAUGUUAAGUGUCCAGGGAGAGCUGCUAUCCCUGUUCUCGUUUUGAGAACGUGGGAUUUUUUUAUCUUUAUUUUUAUCAUGGGUGUCGCCACGACUCUAUUUGCCGUAUAUGCUUUUCUUUUGCAAUUAAAAUCCAUCUUGAAUCUG
This is a messenger RNA of Pecten maximus, 2106 nucleotides long. Its product is annotated as rho-related protein racA-like. The record is from RefSeq and is a predicted model, not a curated record. The coding region runs from base 43 to 1866 and encodes 607 amino acids. Gene Ontology annotation, molecular function: protein binding; GTP binding; GTPase activity. The transcript has 11 exons. NCBI's taxonomy places the organism in Eukaryota, Metazoa, Mollusca, Bivalvia, Pectinida, Pectinidae. Gene Ontology annotation, biological process: small GTPase-mediated signal transduction.